This is a messenger RNA of Penicillium odoratum, 1470 nucleotides long. Its product is annotated as bZIP transcription factor. The record is from RefSeq and is a predicted model, not a curated record. Bases 1 to 1470 code for a protein of 489 amino acids. The transcript is spliced from 4 exons. Lineage: Eukaryota; Fungi; Ascomycota; Eurotiomycetes; Eurotiales; Aspergillaceae.
AUGCCAACAUCACGAGCACAAAGAGGCUUGAAAGCCUCCGUCGACCCACAGAUAAAUGAAAGAAUAGAGCGAAAGCGCGUUCAGAAUCGGAUCUCCCAGCGAUGCGCACGUGAGAAGAAGGCCGCCCAACGGCUUCAUAUGGCGGAGUUCCGCGAUUUGGUCAAAAACAGUGCAAGAGACACGCAGGGAUCCAACACAGUUAUUUUCAAUGCUUAUGUAGAGCUCUUGCAAGAGAACGAACGUCUCAGCGAGGCCUUGCUUACAAUGCGAAAGAAGUUGCUCAGCAUCAGUAACAAUUCUGCCAGUGUUGCAGAUGAUCCCAUAUUCGAGAGCAUAUUAAAUCGCCAGAAAAAAGAGAAAGCCAGUCCCGAAUUCCAGGCGCGAGAGCUCGAUUCUAAUCUACUGCAGAGUGAUCAUAAUCUAACAGCAUCUCUUGGAAUGUCUCAAAUGGAGCAAAACCCAAUCCAGUCAUUUGAAUUUCCAAUCUCCUGCGAAGAUGUGUCGAUUUGGGAUCUAAUAAACCUCCCGGGGCCCUUGUCUUGCUCUCUUGGGGCUGGAAAUUCGAUCAGUGGUUCCUGCAACCCACUAGCUCUCCCCUCGGUGAUCGGAUCCGAACUUUCGGAUCGCCUUUUUGACCAUGAAGGGAGAAUGUCGUCUAUGUGCAUCACUGAUUGCAUCGAAAUCGCCUGCGUGGUUUACAAAUGCGAAGAGCUCCACCUCCCGAUCGUCUCUCAGAUCACCAGCCCCGCAUCCCUCAAGCCCCUUAAAGACCAGUACAAGGACUGGGUCAGCCAAGAGUUGAUAGAUCGAACAUCCAAGGUUGCCAUUCAAGCUAUGACUUCAUGGACUGGAUUGACUAAGUACGUGAACAGCACUGGUACCCACGAACUAAUGGAGUCCAUAAUGCGCUGGCGAUUCGCGCCAACUUCGAAGAACCUUGCUGCAAUACAAAAGCUCUUCCGACCAACACCUAUGCAGGAGAACUGCACCCAUUCAGCCGUAAUCGACAUGGUGCCAUGGCCCGAAUUGCGCGAAUACUUCCUUACCCUGGAUUCAAAAAACCUGGACACUGCCAUUUGGGAUACAGUUCUGAACAUAGUGAUUGACCUGCCUCAGUUGCAGAUGUCUCUCAACGUGUUUGAUAUGGUCUGCAAUGCCAUCGUACGAGCCCCAGAUACCCCUGUCAUCUCGGAGUCGGAACUUCGUGGCAAGUUGCAAGGUAGGGAGUCGAAAUGCAGUGUUGGAGACCAAGCUUUCUUUUACCGUUUGUGGUUAGAUAUUGUCCAUAGAAUGGCUUCUGUCGAUCCAGACGUCGUUACGAAUUCCAAUGACGUAAAUCAGCAGCGGCGUGCACUUCUUGUCAGGAACCUCGAAGUGGAUCGUUGGCCGGAUUGGCGUUUGAGUGGCAAUUUCACCAGCAUCUACCCUCUUUCGCAAGAACAAAUUACAGCCUGCAGUCUAUUGGCUUAA